Messenger RNA from Saccharomyces mikatae IFO 1815, 1587 nucleotides. RefSeq names its product galactokinase (gene GAL1). Gene Ontology annotation, cellular component: cytosol; cytoplasm. The transcript has a single exon. Bases 1 to 1587 code for a protein of 528 amino acids. The record is from RefSeq and is a predicted model, not a curated record. Lineage: Eukaryota; Fungi; Ascomycota; Saccharomycetes; Saccharomycetales; Saccharomycetaceae. Gene Ontology annotation, molecular function: galactokinase activity; ATP binding. Gene Ontology annotation, biological process: galactose metabolic process; carbohydrate phosphorylation.
AUGACCAAACCUUACUCAGAAGAAGCGCCCGUUCCAGAAUUCAAUUCUGGUACCAAGCAAUUACCAAAACCAUUGGCCGAAAAGUGUCCUACUAUUAUUGAAAAAUUCAGUAACGCUUAUGGUACCAAACCUGAUUUUAUUACUAGAUCUCCCGGUAGAGUCAAUUUAAUAGGUGAACAUAUUGACUACUGCGACUUCUCCGUUUUGCCUUUAGCUAUUGAUGUCGAUAUGCUUUGUGCUGUUAAGGUUCUGGACGAAAAGAAUCCAUCUAUUACGCUAACAAAUGCUGAUCCAAAGUUUGCUCAAAGAAAGUUCGACUUACCAUUAGACGGUUCUUAUGUCACAAUUGAUCCUUCUGUGUCGGACUGGUCUAAUUACUUCAAAUGUGGUUUGCAUGUUGCUCAUUCUUUUUUAAAGGAAGUUGCACCAGAAAGAUUUUUUAACACUCCUCUAGCUGGAUUACAGGUUUUUUGCGAGGGUGAUGUCCCAACUGGUAGUGGUUUGUCCUCUUCUGCUGCCUUCAUUUGUGCAGUUUCUUUGGCUGUUAUCAAAGCAAACAUGGGUUCUGAUUACCAUAUGUCUAAACAAAACUUAAUGCGUAUUACAGUUAUUGCAGAGCAUUAUCUCGGUGUUAACAACGGUGGUAUGGAUCAAGCUGCCUCUGUAUGCGGCGAAGAAGAUCAUGCCCUAUAUGUCGAAUUCAAACCACAAUUGAAGGCUACACCAUUCAAAUUUCCAAAAUUGCAAAAUCAUGAAGUUAGUUUUGUCAUUGCGAACACCCUUGUUGUGUCUAACAAGUUCGAAACUGCUCCAACUAAUUACAACUUGAGAGUGGUAGAGGUAACUACCGCUGCAAAUGUCUUAGCAUCCACAUAUGGCGUUGUUUUACCUUCUGAAAAGGAAGGGUCGAGCAUGAAUAAAGGUAACCUAAGGGAUUUCAUGAACGUGUAUUAUGCUAGGUAUCACAACAUCUCCACGCCCUGGAAUGGUGAUAUUGAAAUCGGUAUUGAACGUCUAACGAAGAUGCUAGAACUGGUUGAAGAAUCUCUAGCUAAUAGAAAACAAGGGUUUAGUGUCGAUGAUGUCGCACAUGCCUUGAAUUGUUCUCGCGAAGAGUUUACAAGAGACUACUUAACAUUAUCCCCAGUGAGAUUUCAAGUAUUAAAACUAUACCAGAGGGCCAAGCAUGUUUAUUCCGAAUCCUUAAGAGUUUUAAGAGCAUUAAAGUUAAUGACUACUGCUAAGUUUACCACCGAUGAAGACUUUUUCAAGCAAUUUGGUGCUUUGAUGAAUGAGUCUCAAGCUUCUUGUGACAAACUUUACCAAUGUUCUUGUCCAGAGAUCGACAAAAUUUGCUCCAUUGCUUUAUCGAAUGGGUCUUAUGGUUCUCGUUUAACUGGAGCCGGUUGGGGUGGUUGCACUGUUCACUUGGUUCCAGGUGGGCCCAACGGAAAUAUAGAAAAAGUGAAAAAGGCCCUUGUGAAUGAGUUUUACAAAGUUAAAUACCCUAAGAUCACCGAAGCUGAACUAGAAAAUGCUAUCAUCGUUUCUAAACCAGCUUUGGGCAGUUGUUUUUAUGAAUUAUAA